GAAGAAUUGAAACAGUUGGGGGUAACCAGUUUUACCAAAAUAACACACCCAUUCGCCCCAGGAACGGUAGAUCCUCUCUCUCUCUCUCUCUCUCUCUCUCUCUCUGUUGUUGCAAUUUCUUUCUGGCUUCGGCGUCCACGAUUUUUACCCAAUUCUCCUUCGCUAUUAAUCCUCUGUCCUCCUCCUCUUCAAUCAUAGGUACUCCGGGAAGUUUUGGUUUGUUUAAGGGGCUGGAUGCUGAUGGUGGAUACAGUUCUGUAUGCUAGAAACAGACAACAGUUGCUUCGUGAGGUGACAUUCUAAUAUUGGAAAGGACCAGAGUCCAUGAUGAUUAUUCAUUUUUGAAUUUGUUUCUUCACACUGGCAAUCCUUAGGACUGACAGAUGGCUCUUUAUAAUGAGGAAGAGAAGACUGAGGAUUACCUUUUCAAGAUUGUUUUAGUUGGUGAUUCAGCUGUUGGGAAAUCAAAUUUACUUGCAAGAUUUGCCAGGGAUGAGUUUUAUCCUAAUUCAAAAUCAACUAUAGGAGUAGAGUUCCAAACUCAGAAAAUGGAUAUUAAUGGAAAGGAAGUUAAAGCACAAAUAUGGGACACAGCUGGGCAGGAGAGGUUCAGAGCCGUUACAUCUGCAUAUUAUAGGGGUGCAGUUGGAGCACUUCUGGUCUAUGACAUUAGCAGGCUCCAAACGUUUCAUAGCAUUGGCCGAUGGCUUAACGAACUUCAGACUCACUCUGACAUGAACGUUGUCACAAUACUUGUUGGGAACAAGUCAGAUCUUAAGGAUGCGAGAGAGGUGUCUACUGCUGAAGGGAAGGCCUUAGCUGAGGCACAGGGUUUGUUCUUCAUGGAAACAUCAGCUCUUGAUUCAUCAAAUGUAGCAGCUGCUUUUCAAACAGUUGUAAAAGAGAUCUACAACAUAUUAAGCAGGAAGGUGAUGAUGUCUCAAGAGCUCAAGAAAGAGGAUGCUGCCCGUAUUGAAAAUGGGAAAACUGUUGUUCUACAAGGGGAAGGGGAAGGGGACCGAGAAGCAGAUGCCGAGUCGAAAAAGGGUUGUUGUUCGUCUUAGGUUUGAUACUUGUUGGCUUCAAACUUUUUAUUAUAAUUAUUCAACCAAUGUGAAAAUACCACUCAUACUGUAGAUUUAUCUUUUAAUGUUCACUGAACGAGAUUUUGGAGUUGAACUUGU
Gastrolobium bilobum is the source of this 1184-nucleotide messenger RNA. Its product is annotated as ras-related protein RABA5a. Lineage: Eukaryota; Viridiplantae; Streptophyta; Magnoliopsida; Fabales; Fabaceae. Gene Ontology annotation, cellular component: endosome. The transcript is spliced from 4 exons. The record is from RefSeq and is a predicted model, not a curated record. The coding region runs from base 384 to 1064 and encodes 226 amino acids. Gene Ontology annotation, molecular function: GTPase activity; GTP binding.